GUACUUCCUCAGUGUGCCGCCAUCCCCCAUCUCUCCUCCACCGGAAACCCUGCUGUAUCGCAAACUUCGCUUUUAUGUUCCCGGAGGCAGUCGAUUUUCAUCAGGACUUCAUCGGUGUGUUGAGUUGGGUCGUCAUGGCCGCCUGAACCAGACUAAAUUCACCCAGUGCGUGGUUCUCAUUCUGUAAUUUACAUACAAUCUCAAGUUUUUUUGCGGAUUAACUUCAAUAUUUGUUAGGGGGGAAAACAUCAAUGUAAAAAUUCUAACAUGCAGCCUCCGCCAAGAAAGGUCAAGGUUACCCAGGAGCUAAAGCAUACUCAUGCUGAGCAGAUGAGCAGACUACACAUCAAACACCAGACGGAGUGUGACCUACUAGAGGACCUGAAGACAUUCAGUCAGAAGAAAGCCGCUGUAGAGAGGGACUAUGCCCAGGCUCUACACAAGCUUGCCAAUCAGUACCUGAAGAGGGAAUGGCCGGACAGCCUAUCAGAGGAGCCAACAGACCACAGGAACAUGUACAUGUUGUGGAAGGCAUACCUGGAGGGCAUAGUGCAUGUGAGCCAAACCAGGAUCACGGCCUGUGAGAACUACAGGAACCAAGUGUCGGACCCUGCCAAGACUGCCAGGCUGCAGAAGGAGCAGCAGCUCCGGAAGUGUAUUGACCAGCUGAUGCUGGUGCAGGCAGAGCUGCAGGACUCGGUGAAGGAGCUGGCUAAGACCAGGAAGAAGUAUCAGGAGACAGAGACCAUGGCCCAGGCCGUCAGGGACAAGGCCGAGCAGGACGCCAAGUCCAAACUGAGUCUCUUCCAAUCCAGGUCCAGUCUGCAGAGGGCAAGUGUAAAGCUGAAAGCCAAGAGGAGUGAGUGUAACUCCAAAGCCACCCAUGCCAGGAAUGACUAUCUCCUCACGCUAGCUGCGGCUAACGCUCACCAGCAGCGCUAUUACGACACUGACCUGAUCGAGUGCAUUAAGGUCCUGGAUGGGAGCAUCUAUGGGCAGGUGAAGGACUACCUGGUCUCUCUGUGCCAGAUGGAGCUUGAGUCCUAUCAGGCUGUUCACAACACUUUCAACAUCCUCCUGGAGAACUCCAACGGGAUGAUGCAGGACUUUCACCAGCAGCAGUUUGUACAGCAGAACCAAGUGUUCCACAGUACCCCAGCCAUCCUCUUCCAGCCCAUCAACACUGACACGGUGGGGCAGUUGCAGAAGGAGAGUGGCACAGUGGAGGAGCACAGUCUGGAUAAGGAGGCACGGAAGUGGGCGACCCGAGUGGCACGAGAACACAAGAGCAUCAUCCACAGUCAGAGGGCCCUGGAGGACUAUGGGACCCAACAGGGGCUUUCGGAGCAGAACCGCAGCGAGCUAGAGCUCAAGAUGGAGGAGGCCAGGGAGAACCUGCGGAGAGCAGAGACCGUGAAGCUGAAGGCAGAUGCUCGUCUGGCUCUACUGAGAGAGGCAGGUAUCACAGUGGAGACGUGGCUGAAGAGCGCCAUGAACCAGGUGAUGGAGGAGCUGGAGAACGAGCGGUGGGCCAACCUAAAUGCCCAUGAUCUUUCACUCUCCGGUACAGGUGACCUAGAGAGGGAGGAGGAUGAAGAUAGUGGAGAGGUGUUGGACGACAGCAGCUCCAGCCCCUCCAGUACCCUCAGGAACUACCCCCUCACCUGCAAAGUGCUCUACUCAUACAAGGCGUCUCAGCCAGACGAGCUGACCAUCGAGGAACAGGAGGUACUGGAGGUUAUCGAUGAUGGGGACAUGGAGGACUGGGUCAAGGCCAGGAACCAGACAGGCCAGGUGGGCUAUGUCCCGGAAAAGUACCUGCAGCUGCCCUCGUCCAACAGCCUAAUGAGCAUGCUCCAGUCUCUGGCCGCCCUGGAUGCUCGCUCCCACUCCUCCAGUAACUCUACCGAGCCCGAGCUGGCCGAGUCAGAGCUACACACGCCGGGCACACCUAUCGCCAACGGAGAUUCCAGUGGUGUGUGCUUCGCCAAGGCCCUGUACGACUACGCGGGCCAGACAGGUGAAGAGCUCUCGUUCCCUGAGGGUGCCAUCAUCCGUGUGCUGAGCCGCGAGACCUACGAGGAUGACGGUUUCUGGGAGGGCGAGUUCAAUGGCACCGUGGGUGUCUUCCCUGCUGUGCUUGUGGAGGACCUUCUGGCAGCGGGUAGUGCCGGUGGAGACAGCGAGAAUGGCGACGUCUUAGAGGCCAGCAGCAAUCCGCAGGCAUCCCCCGCUCCUCUUUCCGAGUGCUCUCCACAGAGUCCCUUCCUUCUGGGCCCGUUCCAUAGCAGCCCCUGUCAGAGCAGCCCCCUCCUGACCCCCACUCUGCCCUCGCCCCAGUCCAGCCCCUCCAGUGCCAGCGCCUCCCCCAUACCCCGCCCCCCCUCCAUCAACGGCCACCAUAGGCCACCGCCCGCACCACUCAAAGGCCACUUGCAAAGUCCUGCCCAGAACUCCACCCAGCCCCCCAGGUACCCAACAGAUGGUGGUGCGGGGGGCACCAUUCGACCUGUCCGCGCUGCACCGCCGCCCCCCAAGCCGCAGCAGCCUCGUGGCCAGGUGAAGAAGAGGGAGGAAGUGGAGAUCACGCUGGUGUAACACCGCCGCCGAGAUCAGACCUGGUGGAUCCAGGUCCCUGACCCCCCCCCCCCCCCAGGGAGAGACAACAGGCUCCAGAGACCCUGAACCAACUAGGGGUUAUCCCCACUCCCCACCGGAGAGGCUCCAUGAGGUAGCCCGAAAUUUGGUUUGUCUCCCUCCACACAGUCCAAAGCCAGUAGGGCUGAAACGUUGUGCGGUGCGGAGAACCCAAAUAAUUGUGCAAUUGCCUUGUUGUUCGAGCAAGAUAUCGCCAUUGGAUUACUAUUCAACAAAGUGUUACUAAUUUUGUGAGAGGAUUGUACAUCUGUCACAAUGUUUUUUUUAAAACACAGCUAAAUUCCAAACCAGAUCUCUGUUUGGUUCUUGGUAGAUUGUGUUAAUGUUGUCUCCGCACAUUUCAGGGAAAUUGACAACACGGUAAAAGCGGGUAUCACUCCUGUACCUGAAAUACGUCUUUAAAAAGUGUUUCCAACAUUUCAUAAACAAGGGAAAAGUGGCAAUUUUGGAGGGGUGUAAUUGUUUAAGAUAGGAAUAGCCCCAUUGAGGGCAAAAUCUGGGUCACACUGUGAAACUAGAACAAAACUGCCCCUGACAUGUAAAUUUACUACUCUUCUAAAUGUAUUUCUACAACUUCCUUGUGUUAAAACUUGGGACAUUUCAAGAUUGCCAGGGGCAGUCUAUAGUGUAUGUAUGAGUAAAUGUAGACUAUUUUUUUGUUACUUUUUGUUGUAAAAACAAGGAUCUAACUAUGUUGUCAUCAAUACUAAUCUAGGCGUAAACUAGCCAAUAAUGGUUGCUGGUGAGAAUAGUUUUUUCAGUCAGGAAUGCAGACUGGGUCGCAGUUCAAGACGGAAAGCAUCGCAAGGUGAUUUGCAGUUGUGCGGUGCGUUCCUGGGUCAGACCAUGAGUCAGACGUGCCUUAAAGUUCCCGGAAGAGAAACUCCAUAGUUCCUAAUUCCCUACAGGAAGUGUGAACUGACUGAAAUACUGAAGCACUUUUUUGAUAUUCUGUUAAUGCUCUUUUCAGUAUUGCUGCUUGGUCUCUCUCGUGGUUGCUGCAUUGUUUGUCUACUUUAAUUUGUUUUGCUCCAUCUAUAUCGGUAUGAGUAUUGUUCUCCUUGUGAAAUGCAUUUGAUUUAUGUCGCCAAAAAAUAUAUAUUUGUUUACGUUGGGAGGUAUGAUUGAUUUUAUUUGAUGUAUGCUUUUUAAUUGUAUCAUUUAAAUAUUAAUAGAUUACAGAGCUUUGAGAUGGAUAGCUGUGCAGCAAUUUUACAUUAAGGAUUAAAACAUACGGAAACGUAUAAAUUGUUGAUCAUAGGAAAUCAGGAAUCUGUCAGCCACGUUGCUGUGUUCUCGUUGAUCUCCUUGAGAUUUGAAUGUCAAACUUAUUUUGAAGUUUACCCUGUUAUAUUGAAAAAAUACAUGUGGUUGUGAAAUACUUUGACACAACCAUGAAGUCGUUUUUUGUCAUUAUGUUCCUGAUUUAUUUUCAGUAUCUUCAGAGAUACGGUAGAAACAAACGGCCCACUCUGAUGUAGCUUCUGCAGCAAUAGCAGAAAAUCUAAAUUAUUUAAUUGGAUAUUAAGAUUUUUUUUGGUUAAAAUAAAUAUGGAAUAAAAUUGGCUGAAAUCA
This is a messenger RNA of Oncorhynchus kisutch (coho salmon), 4233 nucleotides long. Its product is annotated as F-BAR and double SH3 domains protein 2. Gene Ontology annotation, molecular function: protein binding. The transcript is spliced from 20 exons. Gene Ontology annotation, biological process: neuromuscular synaptic transmission; regulation of actin filament polymerization. Gene Ontology annotation, cellular component: neuromuscular junction; recycling endosome. Lineage: Eukaryota; Metazoa; Chordata; Actinopteri; Salmoniformes; Salmonidae. The record is from RefSeq and is a predicted model, not a curated record. Bases 268 to 2598 code for a protein of 776 amino acids.